Molecule: messenger RNA, 2024 nt
Organism: Ornithodoros turicata
Lineage: Eukaryota; Metazoa; Arthropoda; Arachnida; Ixodida; Argasidae
Product: serine/threonine-protein kinase RIO3-like
Exons: 10
Coding region: 186-1838 (550 amino acids)
Biological process (GO): protein phosphorylation
Molecular function (GO): protein serine/threonine kinase activity; ATP binding
Source: RefSeq, a predicted model, not a curated record
GCUGCACACCGCCAGGGAGCUUCGUUCCGCUCUCUUGCGAGCGUUUCUGCAACAUUGUAAAUUUUUAGCGUUUUAAAAUUUUAGUGGCUACUGAACUAGGUUUUUUGUACGAAUUCGAACGAAGAACAAUUCAUUUCAAUCAGCAAACAACACUUACACCUAAGCCAAGUCAAACUAGACAGAAAAUGGAGUCAACAGACAUACUAUUGCCUACUGACAUACUGAAGACUACAAGUGAAGUAGCUCCCGUGGUGAAUACUCCUGCAGCUGCACCGAAAAAGACUUGCCCCUGGGGUAAUGCUGCCACAGAGGCGGUAUCAUUUGCUGAUGUCAUGAGUGAAGAGCUGGCACAUUCAUUGGAGAACGAGGAGAUUUUGGCAGCUGCUAGGAAUUCUGUGCCAAUCGUGGGACCUACGGAUCUAGAAUAUGCUGAAGGCCUUGAUGCGAAUGAUGACCAUGUGCUAGCCAUGCUCCUUCAGGCAGAGUUUGACAGAGAGCACGACUCGAAUUUGCGCAGGGAAGAGAGAAAGUACAAUGGAGAAAGUAAAGUGAGUGUGUGUUUCGACAACUACAAGCGCUUGCAAGAGCAUAUGCUCUCGGACUCGGAAGAUGAUGAUUAUGUUGAUGAAGGGGAAGCAAAGCACUGGGAUUCAUUUGAGCGAGCACAGAGAACAUCACCAGCUAUUGGUCGAUCAGGAAUUGCACGCCAGUCAGAUGGAGGCUUCACUACAAAGCAUGAUGCUACGGUGUGCGGCCGUCGUAACGCUUGUCGUGUCAUGGAGCUGCCUCCUGGAAUCUCUACCGGGGAUGGUGGCGGGUUUGAUAUGCGUCUCUCGAACAAUGUUUACAACUCGCUCAAGCUGCAUUCCACACAGGAAAGCAAACGAGCCGCGCGACUUCACGACAAGAAGGAAAAGGCCACGGCGGAACAAUCGCUGGACCCUGCUACACGACUCUUAUUAUACAAGCUCGUUAAUCGCGAAAUCCUAGACGAGGUGAACGGCUGCAUCAGUUCUGGGAAAGAGUCUUGCGUCUUCCAUGCUUCUGGGGGAAAGAGCGAAGAAUUCACUGUCCCACGAGAGUGCGUCGUAAAAGUGUUCAAGACAACACUGAAUGAGUUCAAGAAUCGGGAGCAGUACAUCAAGGGGGACUUUCGUUUUCGUGACCGUUACAGCAAGUUGAAUCCCCGCAAGUGCAUCCAUCUGUGGGCCGAGAAGGAAAUGCACAACCUACAAAAGAUUCAUCGCGCAGGUAUCCCUUGUCCUGAAGUAGUCAUUCUGAAGAAGCACUUGCUGGUAAUGUCCUUUGUGGGCCUUGACGGUGUCCCCGCACCAAAACUGAAGGAAGCACGUCUUAGCCACGACCAAGUGUCCAGUGCCUAUGCGCAGACAGUGUCCCUGGCACAAGCCCUGUACGACAGGUGCCAGUUGGUUCAUAGUGACCUCAGCGAGUACAACUUGCUGUGGCACCAGGGCCAAGUGGUAGUGAUUGAUGUGAGCCAGGCUGUAGACAGAAUGCAUCCGCACGCACUGGAGUUCUUGCUCCGGGACUGCACCAAUGUUUCUCAGUUUUUUCAGAAACAAGGUCUGACAAAUGUGCUGAGCCCGCGAGACCUGUUCACAAAAGUGUGUGGUCUGAACCUCCCAGGGGAAGGAGCUGAACUGCUCUCACAGAUCCAGAAUUUCGCGCGGAAGAAGCAGUUGCUAAUGCCAGAGAACCAGCAUAACUUGGACUUUUUUGAUACGCUAUUUGAAAAGUCCAUGGACAAGAAGUGCAGGAUUGGGAAUGAAUCUGAGCAGAGCAAGCAGUCCGAGUGUGAGGAGGGCAAGGACCUUUGAGAAGCCACUGCCAACUGUCAACACUGACAUGGAAACAAAAGCAGAAGCAGCAGCAGCCAACUUCUGAAUGUGUGAAUAAUACAGAAAGGAAGAUUUAAAGCAAGAUGAAUUAAGUAGAAUGCUUCAUUAUUUGUGGGUUUAAAAUCCACAUGGUGUUUCGUGUAAAUAAAAGGUUGAAAGGUUUUA